This is a messenger RNA of Cokeromyces recurvatus, 8256 nucleotides long. RefSeq names its product ankyrin repeat-containing domain protein. Lineage: Eukaryota; Fungi; Mucoromycota; Mucoromycetes; Mucorales; Mucoraceae. The record is from RefSeq and is a predicted model, not a curated record. Gene Ontology annotation, biological process: protein localization to ciliary inversin compartment. Bases 1 to 8256 code for a protein of 2751 amino acids. Gene Ontology annotation, cellular component: ciliary inversin compartment. Gene Ontology annotation, molecular function: protein binding; NAD+ poly-ADP-ribosyltransferase activity. The transcript is spliced from 23 exons.
AUGAAUAUUAUCCAAAAUGAAAGACCCUCUCGUCUAUCCAAGAUCCGUGCUAUUAUGGCAAUAAAGCAAGCUGUUCUUAUUGAUAGUGAUGAAGACGAUACUGAUAAUGAAAAUAAAAAAAAGUUGAAUAAAAAUGAUAAGAGCAAACGAUCUGGAAGAAAAACCAAGGCCCAAAUCCUUUUGGAAGAUCAAUAUUCACAACGAUUGAAGAGAAAGAAUGUUAGGAGUCAGAUAGAUGGAGAGGCUCUUAUGGACUCACUAACAUAUAUCAAAGGAAACAAUUGUUGUUUAUUAUGUUCGACUAAUUCUUAUCGCGGAUACCUUGAGACUGGUUCGUAUGAUGAAUUCAAAUAUAUGCUUGAAAGUUAUGAAAAAUACCCUUCCUAUACUCAUGAAGAUAAAACCAAUGGUCUUGAUUUAAUUGAAUAUUCGUUUAUUCUCAAAAAGUUUGAAUUUGCUGAACUUGCCGCUAAGAUCAGUUCAGAUAAGACAUUCAAUAAACGGCCCAAUGUUCCUAAAAAAUAUUUAACUUACGAUGAUAACACAGGCCAUAAUUAUGGAGUAGGUACUUAUUCAAAGCGUGCUUUUAGACAAGUACAAGAAUCAAGAGGAAACCGUCUUGGAAACUCUGCUUUUUAUAAAGACAGAAUGAACAAGACAUCCAUGAAUUUAGAAGAUAGCAUAAAGAAUUGCGAAAUCCGUCCAUUUAUACAUUAUAUAACAAGAGAUGUAUUUAAGGAUGUUGAUGUUAUUGAGAAUUUCUUAGUCCGUAUACAAAAUCCUUCCUUAUCAGUUUAUUUUGCUAUUAUAUCAGGAAAUCGCAUAUUAGCUCAUAUGUUGAUUGAAGAAGCAAACAAAGUUGAAGGAAGAACUACAUUUAAUCAUCUUCAUCACGAAGUUCUUAAGUUUGAUGCUACUCAACCUCUAUCAAACUACAGGAAAACACAAAUAUUAAAAUCUGCAUUUGAUGCUUGCAAUGUGACACCUUAUCACUGCUCUGCUAUCCAUUCAUCUACAACUUAUCUUGCAGAGUUUUAUGAAGCACUUGAUACUGCUGAGAGAUUACAAACAGAUUUGUAUGGCAGAACCGUUGCCUUUUAUGCUGCUGUAAGUGAGACAACUGCCUGUCUGGAAUACCUUCUGUCAAAAAACUUUAAUAUGAUUGUUUACGAUAAAUACAAAUUAACUCCACUCAUUCAGGCAGCUCGCUUUGGUAGAAGCCAUAACGUUGAGUUUCUAAUUAAACAUAUGAAAGGUGAUGAUAAGAGUAUAGACGAGGUCUCUUCUUCCAUUUAUACAUCUACCGCAGUUAAAAACAGAAGAACAGCCUUACAUUAUGCUGCCUUUUUUGGUCACGCUGAUACUUGUAAAGUAUUGAUUGAAUAUAAUGCGCCUGUGGAUAUUAUUGAAAACCUUGAUAAACAAACACCUUUACAUUUUGCAGUAAGGAAUGGUCACUAUGAUUGUGUACAGAUACUGAUUGAGGAAGGCAAUGCUAAUCCAGAAAAGGUAGACAAGUAUUUAAGAACACCAUUGCAUUUAGCAUGCAUCUUUGGUCAUUUACAGAUUGCAUAUUACCUUUUAUCCCUUGGCGUAGAUGCAAAUUCAACAGAUAGUUCUGGUAACUCACCUACUCAUUAUGCUGCUGCAUUUGGUUAUCAAAAAAUAUUGAAACUUCUUAUUUAUUAUGGAUUGGCAAACCCAAAUACGAGCAAUUUAUGGAGGAGUACUCCUUGCUCAAUUGCAAGCAUGAAGGGACAUUUAGGCAUUAUUAAAUACUUGCUUACAUUGCCUGAUAAUCCAAUCAAUGUCAACUUUAAAGAUCAAGAUGGCUAUAUUAUGUUACAAUAUGCUAUUAGCGAGCCAGUAAACUCUGAAUUGGAUAUAGCAGCCAAUUUAAAUAAAAUCAAAUUACUGAUAUCUAUGAAGUCAAAUGUCAACAGUAGUGAUAUUGAAGGGAUUGAGUAUAUUUUAAAGAUUGCCAGAAUACUAAUUGAAGCAGGAUCUGACUUAACCAUUCAAAACCUUGAGAAGGAGACACCUUUAUCUACGGCAAUGAAGCAUCAUAAUCACUUUUUAGUAGCAUUACUAAUUGAUGCUGGUGCAAAGUUUUGGGAAGACACAUAUGAUAAGGGGAACAAUUUUUUUCAUUACUUUGGUAAAUUGGCUGCGUAUGCAAACUCUUUUCAACCACAUUGUGAAGAAGAUGCUAUUAGACAAGAGAGAUUUGUAAAUGUUGCAAAAAUGAUAUGGAAUACUGUUGAGGCUAAAUGGAUGCCAGAUAUACGUUUGAUAAAUGCUAUAAACGCAUUUAAUCAUGAAGGAUAUACUCCUAUAUUAUAUAGUGUUCAUCAGGCGGUUUAUAAACAGAAACAAGCAAUGAUACGUGAGAAACAACUCAUCUAUGCUUCAGUUCCUAAUAAAUCUUAUGGCUUUUCUGGAUGUUCAGAUGAUAGAUGGUAUCCAAGUGAAAAAUUUAAUGCUUACAAGGAACGACCUAUUCAAGUUACUUUGAUGUUUGAUUUUUCCAUUUUUAUUCAACUGAUGAAGAGCAUAAUCAUAGUUGCUAAACCAAAUUUAAAUGCUACUAUAAAACUUCCGAAAGAUUACAAGAAUAAUAUUUCUACUACAAAGAAAAAAGAUUAUCCAAGGUUCACAGGAUUUUCAGCUCUUCAUUUAGCUUGCAAGACACAAAAUGUUGAUUUAAUAAGGUUUCUACUACAAUAUGGAGCAAACGCUAAUUCUAGAAUAGAUAUUGAAGGAUGGUUAGAUGAUACUCCCAUCAUGGUAGCUUAUCACCGAAAAGAAGAUCUUCUUCAGGAACAACCUAAUAACAAAACUGAAACUAUAGAACUCAUAAAGAAAACCUUUACUAUCAUCAAACCUGAUUUUAAGCUUUCAUUAUAUCAAACAAUUCAAACUCUUAUAGAGUUUAAUGCAUAUCCAUAUAUUACAAAUGCUUCCGGAGAUUCUGCAUUAUUUAGGGCUUCAGUUAAUAUGGAUGUAGAAAAUCUUCAACUGAUGUGUAGCAGGAUGAGGAAUACGAUGAACGGCAAUGAAUAUGAUAAUACCAACACUAAAAACAAAAUGAACCAAACAGUGCUUAUGACCGCUAUCAACUCUAUCCAAUCGUUUGAUAAAGCUAAAGAACAUAUUUAUAUUUCAAUCAUAAACUGUCUUUUGCAAAUUAAAGCUGAUCCCAAUUUUAAAUACAAAGAUAGUGAUACAAUUUUGAUGAAGGCGAUCAAGAUACCUUAUCCUUCUCUAGUAAGAACGCUACUUGAAAAUUCCAGAAUCCAUAUUGAUCAUAACUAUCAAAAUAAAAAACAUGAAACUGCCUUGUUAAUCGCUUGCAAGUUAAAUGAGGUGGAUAUAAUUAAUAUUUAUUUAGAUUAUCUACAUAACCUGAAGGAAGACGUAUCAUUUAAUGUAAAUCACUUUGAUGAUGCUGGAUGCUCCCCUCUCUCAUAUGUUUGUAGAAAUGGAAAUAAAAAUGCAGCUCAACUACUUUUAAACCUGGGUGCUGAUCCUAAUUUUUGCAAGGUUCAAUCUAUUCCCCUCAUAGAGGCAAUCAAAAGUGGCCAUCUUGAUCUAGUCAAGGUUUUAUUAGAAAGAGGUGCCAUCGUAAUAGAUCAGAGCGAUAUAAAUGGAAACUCACCUUUACAUCAUGCUGUCUUGGUUCAGAAGCAUCGCAUGACAGAUCUUCUGCUAGAGUAUAAUGCUGACUUUAAAGCUGUUAAUCAUAAAAAUCAAACACCACUUCAUUUGGCUAUUGAAAUGACUAAAAGGCAGACAAAUCGUUCUUUCCGAGUAGAACGAAGCUUGAUUCAAAUGGGUGCUGAUGCAAACGUACUUGAUUAUUUAGGUCGCACACCACUUCAUUAUAUAUUUGUCAAUAACCAGACAAUUCCACUUAUACAAAAUAACUUGAUUAUUUCAAAGAAAGUUAAUCAAAUGAUCAAAGAAAUACAAGAGCAAAAGGAAAAGGAGAGUAUUCUAAAUGACUAUAUCAAUCAAUUUGACCUUGUUGACGAUGAAACUAGCUCAAUAGGUCAAAUUAAUGAAUGGAUGAAGAAUGCAAAAAUGACUCAAAUUCAUCAAGAAUAUAAAGCAAAAAAGGCGUUAGAGAUUAAGGACGAUGAAACAAUCUUCGUAUCUGAUGAAGAAAAAGCCAGUUUAAACAAAUAUCUUGAUUGUGAAUGGGAAACAGAAUUAGAUAUUCCUGAACGCUCUGAUCCAAUAGAUAUACUGAAAUAUCUUUCUGGUUGUAAAGCAAUCAAGUUUGAUAUUCAAGAUGAAUUUGGAAGAACUCCAUUGCAUUAUGCUGCAUGUAUUGGUGCUUUUAGCUGCUCAACAUUUUUGAUAGAGAAAAAAGUUGAUAUUAACACCUUUGAUUUAGACAAUAAUGGUUCAUUUCAGCUUGCACUACGAAAUAAUCAUAUAGACUACUCGGUUAUGUUAUGUAAUUAUGGAGCUGAUAUUAAUAGCAAAAUUACUUUAAAAGACGGCAAAAGAAUUUCGACUUUUGAUUUUAGUUUAUCAAUGAAUUUAAUCAAUAUUUCUUACUUAAUAUUAGAUAAAAGCUUGUCCCUUCUUGAAUAUAUUAGAGAUGCAUUGAAAAAUGGUAAAUUCCAUAUGGUCGAAGUUCUGUUGUAUUCAGUAGACACAUAUGCACUUUCAAAAACAUUAAGUGAUGAAGAACAAAACAUGUGGCAUAUCUUGGCUAGUUUUAAACCAUUUGAUAGUGAAAUAUGGCACGACUAUCUUGACAAUUUUAUAUCAAAAAUUGCACUUAUAAACCUUGGCCUCGAUAGGGACAAGUAUGGUAGAACACCUUUACACUAUGCAUCCAAGUAUGGACAAUAUCGAUUGCUUCAAUAUUUAGUCGAAAAUUUCCACAUUGUUUUAAAUAUCAUUGAUGAAGAUGGAAAAUCUGAACUUGAUUACGCAGUUGAAUCAUGUGAAAUACAAUGUGUUGAGAUACUUUUGCACAAAGGCUGUCACGUAAACAAGCCAACUCAUAUAUCAAAACAUAAAUCUGUACUCCUAGUUGCUGUAGAAAAGUCUCAAUAUGAAAUUGCAAAUUUACUUUUACAGAAUGGAGCUCUAACAGAUGACAAUGAUAGUGUUAAUGGAUGGUCUAACUCAGUCAUGAUAGCAUGUUUGAAAAAGGACUUAAAAAUGCUACAAAUUCUUAUAAAUUAUAAUGUUGACCUAAAUAGACCUAGCCCCAUUGAACGAACAGAUAAAGCUGGAAAUACAUAUAAAGUAGUUACCUAUCCUCUUAUCGUUGCUUCUUCAAAAUUAUGUGCUACAUUCUUGGAGGUAUUGCUGAAGGCAGGUGCAAAUCCAAAUGUAUAUGAACCUGAAACUGAAACUGAAAAAGGAAUGUCUUGCUUCAUGUAUAAUGUUGCGUUAAACUCUAUUGAAAACCAACAGAUGCUAUUAAAAUAUAAUAUCAAUUUGGAUCUUGUAGAUCCGUAUUCUAUGCGUACACUGUUUUAUGAAUUCUUUUUUGAAAAUAUGAGCCCUAAUCAAUGCCUGCCAAAUAAUAUCAAUAGAACUGAAAGACUUGUUUUUCAUGACUCCAUAUAUCAGGAAAUGCUUAAAUCAUGCAAACCCAAUGUAAAUACGAUUGAUCCUAUAACGGGAAUGACUCCAUUAGAACUUGCUAUUAUUAAGAGAAAUAUAUUUCUUGUCAAGCAUCUGAUUUCAUUAGGAGCAAGUCCAAAUAUUGAAAGCUGCUGCAAUUACUCUAAUGAUAUUUCGACACAACGUAUCAUGAAUCCUUCACGGAAAAAGCUACCAGCAUUUUUACAUGCUAUUAUGCAAUCGAAUUUGGAAAUUUUAACAAGCGUUUGUGAAGCGUCUACAGAAGAAAUCAACUGGAUGUGGCACGAUGAUGAAGGCAACACUAUAUUUUCAUAUAUGAUUGGAAUAGUCAGUGGAUAUUCCAAUUUAAAAAAACCUACUCUAAACUAUAUAGCAUCUCAAAUGGGAAAUGAAAUAUUCAACUAUCUAUUACAGACGCCGAAUAAUCAUGGAAUUUCUCCUAUUUUAUAUGCUUAUCAUUAUCAUCAGAAAAGUCAAGUUCCUUUCAAUUAUAGCACGCUAUUAUCACUUUCAGAUCCUUCUUUUGAAAAUUUUGCUGUUGAGAAUUAUAAUGCAGAAAAAUUCAUUCACUCUGAACAAAAUUUAUCCAAAGAUAUAGAUAUAAACUACAUUUCAGCAUCAAACGUAGAGAAGGAUGCUCAAAUUGAACGGAAAAGACUUCAACAAUUAAAGAACAUUGAACAAAACAAAAAGAGAGACUCUUUAAAUAAUGAUACAGUAGAUGACGCUUUAAGGGUAGACCCUUAUUCCAAAUUAGACAAAGUAGGUUAUAUCAUUGUAGAUGAGCAUCAGGUUCCCUAUGAUAUUAUGCUUAUGAAAGUAGAAUUACAAAGUUGGGGAUGUUAUACAGACACUUCUUUCUAUAAGCUCAGUAUUAUCUACAAUAAAAUACUAGAUAUUUAUAUCUUGUGGACUCGAUGGGGGCCCUUUGGAAAAGAAGGACAACAUCAAAAGACACCAUUUUUGACUAAAGAGUCGGCUAUUGAAGAAUUUAAAUUGAUAUUCAAGUCAAAGACUAGAAAUAGUUGGGACCAUCAUCGCAGUUCAUUUGUAGCUAAACCUGGACGUUAUGAAAUUAUGCAAAAAUCGAAUCAUCCCAAGGAUAUUAUUAUUGAAGACUUUGAUUUCCUCAAAUCAUCCAAUGUCGUGCCUACUAAACUACCCUCUGACCUGUUUCAUCUUUUAAAACUUAUCUGCAACUAUCAUUAUUUGUCACGAGUUUAUAUGGAUACUAACAUUGAUAUGCCACUUGGGCAAAUUCCUUCAAGUCAAAUUGAAGAAGCACGAAAAAUUUUAAGCGACACGCUUGAAAUGAUUCAAGUAUACAAUGAGUUACGAAAGUGUUAUUCAGAUAAAUCAAAAAUUAUGGAAUCGAAAGUUUAUCAAUACAAGAUUGCCCAGAAAUGCGUAGAAUACUCUCGUAUUUUACCUCAAAGUGUAGACUCAAACCAGCCGAUUAGGUCCCUGUAUAAUAACGAGCUUAUUCUAUCAGAAAUAUCCAAGGUCGAUGAUUUAAAUUAUAUUGGGUUUGCAGCUAAUAUCAUUCUUGCAGCAAAGCACAAUAUGAAUAUCAUGCAUCCUUUAGAUUAUGCAUAUCGUGCACUCAAUUGCUCUUUAAGGUCUAUAUCAUCUAAUAGAAAUCUCUCAGAAUAUCAAUUGGUCAAAAGCUAUAUGGAGUCAACGGCAAAUGAAAGUUAUGAACUGGUUCAUUUAUUUGCUAUACAACAUCAUCAUAGACAAGAAGAAGAAGAAGAAGAAAAGUUAAUACCUUUUCGCCGUUAUGAAAAUUCACCUCAUCGUAAACUUUUAUGGCAUGGGUCUCGUGUAGGUAACUUUAUGGGAAUACUAAAACAAGGACUAAGAUCAACACCAGCCAUCUCAAGCUUUACAGGUUCAUUAUUAGGGAAUGGUGUUUAUUUUGCAGACACAUUUUCCAAGUCUAUAAAAUAUGCUAAAGAAAAUUAUGAUGAUAAGCUAUCUGGAUAUAUGAUUCUUUUAUUAUGUGAAGUUUCCUUUGAUGAUCAAGUAAAUCAAAUAGAUCCUCUACAACUUGAAACAAGAAAAGGUCAAGGAAAAUAUAUUCCAGAUCCUGAAAAUGAACUCUAUGAUAAAGAUGGGGUUAGUAUACCCAUAGGCCCAUGUAUUCCAUUUGCAGCAAGCAACAGUAUUGCACCUAAUGACGAUCAUCAUCCUCAUCUAUUACACUAUAACGAAUAUUGUAUAUUGAAUACAGAUCGCAUUAAGCCUCGAUAUCUUUUGAUUGUCAAAGAUUCAAACUGUUGUUAUUUAUGUUCCAAGGCAGCUAUAGGAAAACCUCUUUUUCAACAUGAUUUGUCAAGCUACGACUAUCAUGAUUUCAAUAUGUAUGAAGCAGAAAUCAUCAAGGCCUCGUUGACUAAUAAUCUGAAUAAGUCACCUCAAGAGAUUUUUAAUGAAAAUAUAAGUCAUUUUUAUAAAGAAGAAUUAUAUAAGAAACAUUGGGAUAUCCCUAUUGAAUUACAUAGGGAAAGCAAGAUAUGCAAUGAUUGCGCACAUAAAGUUGCAUCCAUCAUAUUAGAAGAUUAUUUUAAAAAUAAUUCACACUAUGUCUUAAGUAAGUACACACACAUACACUCUCUCUCUUUCUCCCUAAUAUAUACCUAA